Messenger RNA from Austrofundulus limnaeus, 1592 nucleotides. RefSeq names its product structural maintenance of chromosomes protein 2. Gene Ontology annotation, cellular component: chromosome. The record is from RefSeq and is a predicted model, not a curated record. Lineage: Eukaryota; Metazoa; Chordata; Actinopteri; Cyprinodontiformes; Rivulidae. Gene Ontology annotation, molecular function: ATP binding; protein binding. Gene Ontology annotation, biological process: chromosome organization.
CGGAGAGCGAGGAGACGUUGCGCGUCACCAAGGAUGUGCAGAAGCGAGCUGAGGAGAAAUAUAAGGUGCUGGAGAACAAAAUGAAGAAUGCCGAAGCCGAGAGGGAGAAGGAGCUGAAGGCCGCCCAGGAAAAACUCAACUCAGCCAAGGCCAAAGCUGAUGCCUUCAACAAGAAGUUAAAGCAGAAGCAGCAGGAGUCUGAAGCUUUGGCUCUGGAGCUGGAGGAGCUGCAGAGGGAGCAGGCAGGUUAUGAACAGCAGAUUCAGGCUGUAGACGAGGCGAUGAGGGCCAUCCAGGAGCAGAUAGACAGCAUGGCCUGCACCGUGUCUCAGAACAAGGAAGCAGUGCGCAAAGCUCAGGAGGAACUGGCCAAGCAGAAAGAAGAGAUCAUGACUCAGGACAAAGAGCUCAAGGGAAAAAGCACUGAGGUCAAUAAGAUGAGGGAGCAGAACAACGAAGUCCAGCUGAAGAUUAAGGAGCUGGAGCACAACAUCAGUAAGCACCACAGAGAAAGUCAGGACGCUGCUGAUAAGGUGACUCGGAUGCUGGAGGAACACGACUGGAUCCAUUCAGAGCGUCAGUUCUUCGGCCAACCGAACACCUCCUACGACUUCAAGACCAAUAACCCCCGCGAGGCGGGUCAGCGUCUGAAGAAGCUGGAGGAGACCACCACCAAGCUGGAGAGGAACGUCAACAAGAGAGCCAUGAACAUGUUGAACGAGGCCGAGGAGAGGUACAACGACCUGAUGAAGAAGAAGAGGAUUGUGGAGAACGACAAAGCUAAAAUCUUGCAGACUAUCGAGGAGCUGGACCAGAAGAAGAACGAGGCUCUGAAUGUGGCUUGGCAGAAGGUGAACAAGGAUUUUGGCUCCAUUUUCUCCACUCUCCUGCCUGGGGCAACAGCAAAGUUGGCUCCUCCUCAGGGAUGUGGAGUCUUGGACGGCCUUGAGUUCAAAGUAGCUUUGGGUGACACCUGGAAGGAGAAUCUCACCGAGCUCAGUGGUGGGCAAAGGUCUCUCGUGGCUUUAUCUCUCAUCUUGGCCAUGUUGCUCUUCAAACCUGCUCCCAUUUACAUCCUAGACGAGGUGGAUGCUGCUCUGGAUCUGUCACACACGCAGAACAUUGGCCAGAUGUUGCGCACGCAUUUUAGGCACUCACAGUUUGUGGUGGUGUCACUCAAGGACGGCAUGUUCACUAAUGCCAACGUCUUGUUUAAGACCAAGUUUGUCGACGGCAUGUCCACAGUGAGCCGGACUGCACUCAGCCAGAGUGAUACCAACCUGCCCCUGAAGGGCCAAGACAAGGCUCGUCACAAGGACAAGAGGAACAAACAAGUGAUCAGCUGAGCAGGACAGUCAAAUCUGACUUAUUCUUUUUGUUUUCUAAAAAUCACGUCAGUUAUCUAAUCCAUCUACUUGUUUUCUGGUUUGUCAUUGCUUUUCAAAAUUUUUAACAAUGUUUCACCUCUAUCUAUUUAGAAUCUUAUGUUCAACUUUCUCAUCUUUCAUGUUGUCCUUUAGAGAUUUCUUUACUUUUCUAUGCAACCAAUGGCCUAUAUAUUUUUUGUAAAUAAAGUUAAAACAUUGAUUGUU